AGUCAAAGUUCAACGCCAACGAAGGCCCCUCUCUCCUUUCCCAACGCGUUCCCCUGCAACUCUCCCUCCUCUCCGAGGCACAGCGUCACUGCUUGUUGUGGGCAUCAAGCUUCCAUUUCUCGCGCCUCUUCUAUUCCCUUAUUCCAUUCCACCGUAACCGGCAGGGCGAAGAUGUCCAGUGCCUUGGACAUGUCUCUUGAUGACCUUAUCAAGACCAACAAGAAGUCCGGCGGUGGCGGCGGAAGUAAUUCGAGGGGAAGGGGCCGCGGAGGAGGUGGUCCUGGUCCCGCCCGCCGUCUUCAAAACCGCGCCGCGAAUCGGUCGCUCCCUUAUUCGGUCAAGGCGGCCCCUGAAACGGCGUGGCAGCAUGACAUGUAUAUGGAUCAGGCAGCACCGGCAGCGUACCCAGGCCUGGUGGCCCGAUCGAUCGAAACGGGGACGAAGCUUUACAUUUCGAAUUUAGAUUACGGCGUUUCCAAUGAAGAUAUAAAGGAGCUUUUCUCAGAAGUGGGUGAUUUGAAGCGAUUCUCUGUCCACUAUGACAGAAGUGGCAGGUCAAAGGGUACUGCCGAAGUGGUAUUUUCAAGAAGAUCAGAUGCUAUAGCAGCUGUUAAACGCUACAACAAUGUGCAGCUUGAUGGAAAGCCAAUGAAAAUUGAGAUAAUUGGAACCAAUAUGUCAACUCCUGCUUCAAUACCACAAGUUACAAAUGGCUUGUUGGGAAAUCCCAAUGGUAUUCCCAGGAGCAGCCAAGGAAGAGAAGCUGCUGCUGCUCGUCCUAGAGGAGGAGGAGGUGGCAGUGGUCGUGGACUGGGUAGAGGGCGAGGAAGGGGAAGGGGAAGAGGACGUGGUGAACAUGUAUCUGCAGAAGAACUUGAUGCAGAAUUGGAUAAAUAUCACUCAGAGGCAAUGCAGACAAAUUGAAACGUCUAUAACCUAGCUCCGAUGCAUUGCAGCUUGCUUGAAGAUACUCAUCUAAAUAUCGAGUGUAUCUUUACCAUCAUGCUACAGUUUCUAGUUGGGGGAGGCUGGAGUUCUUGUUACUGGAUAAUGAGGCUUGAGAUUUGUUAUUGCCGUUCAUUCUGUUGCUUCUAAGUUCUAAGACGUAUUAAGGCUAUUAGUGGACGGUUGAGUUCUGGAUCAGACUAGUUAAGCUUGAGUUCUCUUUUGCUUUCUUUUGCUUGAGUAUGGAGCAUAGUCCAAGUCCCUCCACAUUCUUUGCUGGCUGGGCCGCCUUCUGAAAGUGGUGUGGUGGGAAAUGGCAGAGAGCUGCACGAUCGGUGGAGCUGUCCCUUCACAUGACAGCUUACUGAUCAAGGCAUGCUAGGGAGCAAAAAGAAAGGAGACCCUUCUUAUGAAAUCAAUGAGUGAUCGCAUUGAAGGUAUUUGUCCAUUUUGUCUUUCCUGUGCUAGUUAUUCCUGUAUUGUAAUUGUUGAAUGACAUAGUUUCUGGAGGCUGAUGUAAUUGUGCAACAGUGCAAGGAGUAUAGGCUCUCUUUAGAUGUUGGGUUUCA
Nymphaea colorata (pocket water lily) is the source of this 1514-nucleotide messenger RNA. Its product is annotated as THO complex subunit 4B-like. The record is from RefSeq and is a predicted model, not a curated record. The transcript has 6 exons. The coding region runs from base 172 to 924 and encodes 250 amino acids. NCBI's taxonomy places the organism in Eukaryota, Viridiplantae, Streptophyta, Magnoliopsida, Nymphaeales, Nymphaeaceae. Gene Ontology annotation, cellular component: nucleus. Gene Ontology annotation, molecular function: mRNA binding. Gene Ontology annotation, biological process: mRNA export from nucleus.